Molecule: messenger RNA, 2058 nt
Organism: Mya arenaria
Lineage: Eukaryota; Metazoa; Mollusca; Bivalvia; Myida; Myidae
Product: WD repeat and FYVE domain-containing protein 3-like
Exons: 7
Coding region: 177-1397 (406 amino acids)
Source: RefSeq, a predicted model, not a curated record
UGAGAACUAGCUCUACCAAAUAAGAGGGCGCUGCAAGUAGGAAGUGAGCGAUCGAAGAAACAUAAAUUUAUUUUGUAUUUAGAAAUAUAUAUUAUUGUGGAAUCCUUUACAUCUUUAUGCAGCAUGAUGUAGCUGCUAGUCUGCUUUUUCCUCCUCACUGAUAGAGAGAGAGAGAUAUGAGUUUUAUGCAGCGGUUGAUAGGAAGUCGGGGCGGAGGUGCAGCCCAGACUGACCCCAACUCCCGGCCCCAGGACACCAGCCUCGGUCUGAUGCACCUACGCAAACUGUUCACAGAGUUCAAGCAUCCAGCCACAGAAUACACUCAGAAAGACCAAGAGGAGAAGCUGUACAAGAUGCUGCCCAUCUUCUGCAAGAUAUUUGGUAAUGUGCCAGCAAACUCAAUGCAGGAGAAGUUUAGUGACAUUCUGCAGUUCUGUUCUCAUGUGUCCAAGCUGAUGGUGACUGAAGUCAGGAGACGGGCCUCUAACCAGUCCACAGAGGAGGCGAGCUGUGCCAUUGUGAAGUUCCUGGAGAUAGAGUCUACGGAGGAGUCGAGUGCGGGCUGGAUGCUGCUCACCUCCAUCAACCUACUGUCUGUUGGUACCCAGGCCCUCAUUGACUGUAUGACGGCGGCCUCCCUCCCAUCCACACUGGUCAAGUGUCUCUACCUGUUUUUUGACCUUCCUGAACUCGUUAACGCUGAAGCCCUGGAGGAAGGGUGUGAGUUUACACCUCAGGAGAGAAGGGUUCUGCUACAGAAAGUCUUUGUACAGGUGCUUGUUCGACUGUGCAACCAGCCAUCCCCAGCGGAAGAGCUAGCGAGGAAGGAUGACCUGAGCCUACUUUUUAGUGCUAUCACAAGCUGGUGCCCUACCCACAAUGUUGUGUGGAGGACUAGUGCAGGGGAGGUCCUUGUCACCCUCUCGAGACACGGCCUAACUAACAGUGUUACCAAGUACAUACAUGACAAGGGUUGUGUGCGUCACUGUGUGGAGAACAUGCAGCGAGCGCAGGAUUUAUCUCCCCUGGACCUGGUGGAAAUGUUUGUGACUGUGUUCUGCUUCCUGAAGGAUUCCAGCGAGGUGUCACAUGUUCUCCUUGACGACUUCAAGUCCUGCCAGGGAUACACUUACCUGUCAGAGUUUAUACUCAGAUUGGAGUUAGAUGUGAGUGAGGAGUCUGUGCAGGCACUACGGAACCUUGUGCUGCUGGUGGGCUCCCUCACAACCUGCGGAUACGCUGAAAUCAAACCAUCCACCGCUGCCACUGGCUCCAUCUACCAGAUACCUGGCUUCACUCUCCCACAGCCUGCUGGUAAAGGUGAGCACAAUUGGUGUACAUUAUCUGUUUUGAGAGACCAUGUGUUUAUAGUGUGCAAGCACCCUUGUAAUGUGUGAUUGAAAGUUUGGUUUACAUGUUCAAAGAAAUAAUAUGCUUGUUUUAGAGUUUGUUUUGGCUGUAAUCAUUUGAAUUUUAUUUCAUUAGGAAAUAGAACUUAGAUGACAUGCAGUAACAUUUUAAUGAUAAAAAUGGGUGGAGUGGGCACAGCAAAUGAGCCCUUCUUAAUCAUUAAAAUAUCACUUUAGGUCAUCUAAAUGUUUAAGAAUACAACCACAUUGUUAAUGCAAAUUCUGACGGAGGGAUUGUGUAUUAAUUGAGUGGCAGAAGGCAGACCUAUAAAUACCUGUGAAAGUUGAAAAUUUUAAUGAUUAAGCCUAGUACUUGAUUAAUGAUUUCCUUUCUGCAAUUUCAUUGGCUGAAAUUGUAGGUUGUGUUCUCAUUGCAAUUUAUUGAAUUGUGUAAAUGAUUGUGAAAAGGGCAGUCCUGUACUAAAGAAGAAAGGAUAAUUUUGAUUAAAAAUGCAUCAUGAUUUUAUCGUUUUAAUAAUUGUCUGCAUGUUGUAAAUAAUCAGUAGUCUCCCAUUUUCUAUUACAGUUGUGAGAAUGUUUUGUAAGCAACAGUGGAAGCCCAGGUUAACUUAUGGCUCCAAAAAUCACUCCAGACAGUCUUAUAUUUCAAAUAGUUCAUAUCCAACUUGUUUUAAAACCGUGUCAUUUC